Molecule: messenger RNA, 430 nt
Organism: Drosophila elegans
Lineage: Eukaryota; Metazoa; Arthropoda; Insecta; Diptera; Drosophilidae
Product: male accessory gland serine protease inhibitor
Exons: 2
Coding region: 65-307 (80 amino acids)
Molecular function (GO): serine-type endopeptidase inhibitor activity
Source: RefSeq, a predicted model, not a curated record
AGCAGUAUCGUCAGUAUCAUCAGUCGCUGUGGACAUCUUUUAAAGUAAACUCAAAAAAAUCACCAUGAAAUACUUGGCUGUUUUGGCUGUGCUCUUUUGUCUGUUGGGAGCUGCUAUGGCCCAGCUUAAAAAUCCAAUCUGUGGCGAGGAGUCCGCCCUUUCUGGAAGUACUUGCCGUGGACUAUUAAUGAAGUGGACCUAUCGCAAAGAUACAAAUGACUGUGUUGAUUUCAACUACACCGGUUGCCAUGGAAAUAACAACCGAUUUGAUAGCAAGGAGCAAUGCGAGCAGUCCUGCAAAAAUUAGGAAUUCUAUCUAUGAACUACAUUUUUCAAAAAAAACGAAAGUUAUAUUUUGUUAUCCUAUUUUUAUAAACUAUUAUUUUUACAUCUCCUAUGUGGAGUUAAUAAAAUGAGAAUUUAAAUACAA